UCUUUUCUCUGUUUUAGAGUAAAGACUAUUGGAUAAAUUGUCGUUUAGUGGAUAAUUUUAUAUGGAAUUAAAUAAUUAUAAGAAUUUAGGUAGUAUAGAUACGUUGUUUAUAAUGAAUUCAAUCAUUUUAUGAUACAGUGAGUAAGGAUGCUAGAAGUUUUUUUGGCAAAGUAGACAAGGUUGGUUGCGAUGUUUAAACGCAAUUGUUCAAAAUUUUAGGAUACUCUUUGCAUCGAACUGUGUUCUCUUUUUGUCUUGUAUCUAUUGAAGAUUCAUCAAAAAACGUGGCAAACAAUCUGUAUAUUAGUUAUUAAGCAACCGAAACUGUUUAAAAAUUCAUAAGCUUCUAAUGUAUUGAUGAACUUAACCUCGACUUCAUCCAACGUGGAAACAACGGCAAAAAAAAGGGAUAUUCAUUGUGAAACUCAAUAUAUUACUGAUCAAUUGAGUUUAUUCAAUUUUUCCAAUAGUGGCCAAUACUACAAGAGCGGGUGGAAGAAAGACAGAAAAGCGGAACUGAUUCAAGGUCAAGAUUACGAACAUUCAGACGUUAAACGCCAAUUCCUUGAGAAUCAGAUAAGCUCAGGAAGCUCCAGCAAACACAAGAAAUCGGGUUUGGGUAGUGGAGGGAUGCCUCGCAGUAAGCGCCGAGCGCCCUCCAGUACGAAUCACCAUCAUCAUCACGCAUCUACUGACAUGUCACCAAGUGCCCAUGAAGAUGGAUUGCCUAGACAUCCUUCCAAAAGGCUUAGACACACAGCCAAUGCUAGGCGAUGUGCAAAGACAGAAGAUGUUCCAAGUGCAUCGUCAUUCUCUCAAAAAAGAUGUAUUGCCUGGUUUCGAGAAUAUACAGUCCCAGAUGAUCCUGAUACUCUUGGCCCUGAGGGAAUGGAAAAAUUCUGUGAAGAUAUCGCUGUUGAACCAGAAAACGUUGUGAUGCUUGUACUUGCAUACAAAAUGAACGCUCGUCAAAUGGGUUUUUUUACACUUAGCGAAUGGUUAAAAGGUCUGUCGGAACUUCAAUGUGAUUCCAUAAAUAAAUUACAACAGAAGCUUGAAUAUCUAAGAAAUUUACUCAAUGAUCCUCACACAUUCAAAGGAAUUUACAGAUAUGCCUACGAUUUUGCUAGAGAUAAAGAUCAACGUAGUAUGGAUAUGGAGACUGCCCGAGUAAUGCUUCAGUUAUUAUUAGGAAAACACUGGCCUUUAUUUUCACAAUUUGCACAAUUUUUAGAUCAAUCCAAGUACAAAGUUAUCAAUAAAGAUCAGUGGUGUAACAUCUUGGAAUUUUCCCGAACGAUUAAUCAUGAUUUAACAAAUUAUGAUUUAGAUGGAGCGUGGCCAGUAAUGCUUGAUGAAUUUGUUGAAUGGUUAAAAGCCCAACGAGGUGAAGUAACAUCAAUAGGAGUACGAGGCAGCUGAAAAAUCACAUUAAAAUUAAUUUUAUUUUACGAAAAAUACCCGCCUAAUUCAACAUCUAUUUCUCUCUUAUAAUCAAUAAUUUUAUGCCUUCUCUUCUAUCCAAAAACUACGGUUCUUUUUUAAAUCAUCUAUGCGAUCAUGGUAAUAAUUAAUUAGUUGCAUCGAAUGUUCAGUUAUAUCUAAAAUUUGUAGUAGAAUAUUAUUUGCAUAAAAAAUUUCUUUAAAUCAAAUGAUGAAAAAUAUUUUUGGUCAAAUGAACGAAUAAUUAUACCAAUAUUUCGUUUAAAUAGUGUACUAGCCCAUAGUUUAAUGAGAUUAGUAUCGCCGUGUAUUCUAUAUAUGGUUGUGCUUAUAAAUUCCAUUUUUCAAGCAUUAACAGCCUUAUAAGAUGUUAUCAAUAUUUUUAGUUAUUUAUUUAUAACCAUUAUCAUGAUAGAAAUGUAAAAAUGUAAACCGUCCAACAAAUCUGUUAUAUUUAAAUAAUAUUUAGUUGGAUGGAUAUGUGAAUUACUGGAUUUAUUGCUCUAUUUUGAGCACAAUCAUGUAAAUAACGGCGUAUUAACUGAUAACGACUUGACAUUAGUAUUAGUAUACGGAAUUGAUUACGUUAUUAUCAUAAAGCAAUCAGUAAAUUUUGUGCAACGUGCGCAGGUUUUAGGGCUUACCUUCGCCUAUGCUCAAAACAAAAGACCCAAUUGAUGUGGAUUCUAAAUAGUUAAAUAAAUUAAUUUACUCUCGCUCUAA
Molecule: messenger RNA, 2166 nt
Organism: Chelonus insularis
Lineage: Eukaryota; Metazoa; Arthropoda; Insecta; Hymenoptera; Braconidae
Gene: SCCRO4
Product: DCN1-like protein SCCRO4
Exons: 6
Coding region: 358-1422 (354 amino acids)
Biological process (GO): protein neddylation
Cellular component (GO): ubiquitin ligase complex
Molecular function (GO): ubiquitin conjugating enzyme binding; ubiquitin-like protein binding; cullin family protein binding
Source: RefSeq, a predicted model, not a curated record